AUGGCUGCGGCUUUUGAGAUGCAAGCUGCCUGCCCGAAAAUGUUGUCAACGAUGACCCCCGGUUAGUUGACUUCUUUGAAGUAUCUCGUAACUGUCUACAGGAGAAAGGCUUGGAGAAGUUGGGAUGGUCAAUUGCUCUUCUUACGAAAUAUCGCCUGAAUGCGUCAAGGAUCAAGAUUUUCGCUAACGUUGCAUGCACCAGCAACAGCCCGUUGGACUGACUGUCGGGGUUGACGUUGGCAAAGUUCGGCAAUUUGAGAUUCAUCUGUCAGCUGCUUAUGGUUCUUCGAUAGCUUGGACUUGGUAUCAAAUUGACCAUUCCACUCUGGCUGAGCUGCGACCAGACAUAACCGGAUGAAUUGUGCGAAUGGGGUGGUCAGGUGUAACGUUACGGUGAACUAAAUGGGGAUUUUCAACUCAAGAAAAUGGACUUUAAGCGCUCGGGGUUUGAGAUCAUUAGCCAGCAAUAGCCUGGUAGCCUGCUAACCUAGCUAGCUAACCAGCUAACAUUUGAACCAAGUUGUUAGAAUAUUGAACGUCUCAUCUGUGCAAACGAAAUAGCCGUGCACUGGACAAAUAUAUGCGCUCACUUGGUUCUUUUUCUGAGUUGAAUUCUGCGCAGUGAGCUAAGGUAGCUCCUCGGCUAACUGGUUGCUAGCAUGUUUUCGGUGAAGCCGCUGAAGCCGACUUUCAAGUCCUAUCUUCCCCCUGUACAGACUGACCUGAAGAAAAGUCCGCAGCUGACGAUCCGGAAACUUGAGGCCAAACUCCUCCCAGGGGAGAUCGUGGUGAACGAGGCCAACUUCGUGAGGAAGUGCAUCGGCACGGAGAGCAGCCAGGACGACCUGUGGGGGAAGCUGAUAUGCACCAACUUCAAAGUCUCCUUCAUCACCCACAACUCACUGCCCCUGCAGAAUUUCAAGUAUGUCCAUCGUCUCCUGGGAGAACAUGACGUGCCUCUAGCAUGUGUGGAACAGGUGGUCACAGUAAACGAUGCCAAAGGGAAGCAGAAGGUGCUGGGCUCCAAUAAGAAGCUCAAGUUCAACCCCACGGAGCUGAUCCUCUACUGCAAGGACUUCCGCAUCCUCCGCUUCCGCUUCGACCAGGCCGGCCCAGAGAGCGCCAAGAAGGUGUGUCUGGCCAUCGCACACUACUCUCAGCCUGCUGACCCCCAGCUGCUGUUUGGCUUUGAGUACGCAGGCAGCCGCUACUACAGCUCCUCAGGUGAGCGGGUGAAUGGCGUGGACCCUGGAGGAGGAGGAGGGGGAGGGCACCAGACGCCGCUGUUUGACCGUCCGUCUGACUGGGACCGCGAGAUCAAGCGCACCGGAGCCUCCGAGUGGAGGGUGUGCUCCAUCAACGAGGGGUACCUCGUCUCACCCAGUCUGCCGGAGUGCUUUGUGGUUCCAGCCUCUCUAGCAGAUCAAGAUCUGAAACAGUAUGCGUGUUCUUUUACAGGCCAACGCAUCCCGCUGUGGUGCUGGAGUCACCCCAACGGAAGUGCUUUGGUUCGAAUGUCCAGCAUCAGCGAUCCACAACAGCAGAGGAAACUCGACCAGAGGAUCAGCAGUGCCAUCACUAAGAGCCACCCGCAGCGGUCCGACGUGCUCAAGUGCGACCUGGACAAGCAGCUGCCCAACAUCCAGGACGUGCAGGCCGCCCUCGCCAAGCUGCGCCACGUCUGCGUCAUCGAGCCUUUUGAGGAAUCGGAGGAGAAAUGGUUGUCGUCUUUGGAGAGCUCGCGAUGGAUGGACUAUGUCAGGGCUUUCUUAAGGCACGCUGUGGAGGUUGUGUAUAUGCUGGAAGGAAAACACACUUCUGUCAUUCUGCUCGAGGAGGAGGACCGUGACCUGAGCUGCGUGGUGUCCUGCCUGGUGCAGUUGAUGCUGGACCCGCACUGCCGCUGCCUGCUGGGCUUCCAGAGUCUAGUCCAGAGGGAGUGGGUCAUGGCCGGACACCGCUUCCUCGACCGCUGCAACCACCUCAGGAAGAACGACAAGGAAGAGUCUCCUCUGUUCCUGCUGUUCCUGGACUGUGUGUGGCAGCUGCUGAACCAGUACCCGUCUGCGUUUGAGUUCACGGAGACGUACCUGACGGUGCUCAGCGACAGCCUGUGGCUCCCGGUCUUCAGCACCUUCCUCUUCAACUGCCCCAAACAGAGGGCAGAGCACAGCAGGGACUUUGCCCGCAGUAGGAGCAUCCCUCUUGGGCAGGAGCAGGCCCUCCGCUUCCCCCCUGUGUGGGACUGGUCUCAGCAGUUCAGCCCCAAGGACCAGACCCUCUUCAACAACCCGCUCUACGUGGGCAAGAGCGCCACCUAUGUGCAGAACGGGGCAGUGAAGACCUUCAAACGCACCAAGCAGAAGAGCUACAGUUCCACGCUGCGCGGCCUGCCCCCGGCCCUGCGGAACGGCCAGCUGGCGGAGCUGGACACGCUGCCGCGGCGGAACUCCCUGGUGCUGCGUCUGCGUCCCGAGCUGGGUCCGGCGCGCGAGCCCUGCGAGACCCCGUGCGAGCGCUUCGUGCGCGAGCGCCUGGCGCGGCCGGUCGAGCCCCACGGGCUGCUCCUGCCCCAGCUGCUGCCCUCGCACCUGGCGCUGUGGCGCCUCUACUUCCUGCGCUGGGUGCCCGAGGCGCGCAUCCCCCGCGGGGGACCCGCCACCGCCUUCCACAAGCUCUCGCUGCUCGUGGACGAGAUCCACACCCUCCAGAGCCACCUGCGCCACUACUCCACCACCUCCAACACCACCCUCACCUCCACCCCCAGCGGCCUCCCUCCCCCUCCUCCUGCAACCCCGUCCCCCCUCCCCCCCGGCCCAGGCUCGGCCCUCAGCCCCCCCGCACACACCCCCCACCGGCCCCAGUCCCUCUCCCGGCCCCCGCCCGACCACCACCACCACCACCAGCAGCAGCACCAGGGGCGGAUGUACUUCCGGGCGCCUCUCUCGACCCCGGCGGGGCCCGACGCCUCCACCCCGACCUCCACCACCACCUCCUCCUCCUUCUCCUCCGCGGCGUUCCCGAUGCCCGACUACCUGAGCUCGUCGUUCCCGUUCUCGCCCGUGGGCAACCUGUGCCGGCGCGGCCUGCUGGGCACGCCCCUCAGCAAGCUGCUCAGCGGCGCCCGCAUCUGGCUCUCCACCGAGACGCUGGCCAAUGAGACGCUCUGAGGGGCGGGCGCAACGCCACGCUAGGCCCCGCCCCAUCCCGCCUGCUCCGUCUCAGGGCAGGAGGAAGAGGAAGCGGAAGAGGGCGGUGAAACAGGAAGAGGAAGAACAGGAAGUGGGGAAGAAGCAGUGAUUUGGCAAAAGGACUUGGGGUGUGUGUGUGUGUGUGUGUGUGAGUGUAUAUAUGCCAGCGUGUUUUUGCACAGAGUUCUUGGAGAUGGACUGCCGCUAAGUACGCACCUCCCCUCUCUUCCCCCUCUGGCUCCGCAUGGCCCUGGUGACGUGGCAGAGUGUCUCAUAUUAACAUGACUGCUGAGGAGAGGAGAGGACAGGAGCGGGAUCUGACGCUUCUCUCUCUCUCUCUCUCUCUCUCUCUUUCUCUCUCUCUCUCUUUCCAUCUCUCUAACUCUCUUUGUCUCUCUCUCUCUCUCUUUCCAUCUCUCUAACUCUCUUUCUCUCCAUUUCUCUCUCUUCAUCUCUCUCCAUCUCUCUCUCUCUUUCUAUCUCUCUAACUCUCUUUCUCUCCAUUUCUCUCUCUCUCCAUCUCUCUCUCUCCAUCUCUCUAACUCUCUUUCUCUCUUUCUCCAUCUCUCCAUUUCUCUCUCUCUCCAUCUCUCUCUCUCCAUAUCUCUCCAUCUCUCUCUCCACCUCCCUCUCUCUCUCUCUCCCUCUCUCCACCUCUCUCUCUCUCUCUCCCUCUCUCCAUCUCUCUCUCUCUCCACCUCUCUCUCUCUCUCUCCCUCUCUCUCUCUCUCUCUCUCUCUCUCUCCAACCGUUAGUGUGAUCUCCUGCCCUGCUGGCAGGGUCUCAUCACAGCUAUUAUUCACCAAACUAACAAACCAAAAUGAUGAACUGUGUGUGUGUGUGCGUGUGUAUCCCUCUCUCUGCCUGUGUGUGUGUGAGCACAGACGUGUGGCUAGUGUGGUAUUGGCUGUAGGUGUGUGUGUGUGGGUUACUGAGCAUAGACGUGUGGCUAGCUAGCUAGUGUAAUAUUGGCUGUGUGUGUGUGAAACAGAGCACAAUAGUGUAGAUGGCUAGCUAGCGCACAAUAGUGUGGAUAGUUAGCUAAUGUGUUACUGUAGGAAGACGGCAAGCAGUCGACAGGACUCAGGCUGUGUGGUAAACUAUAGGACCCCACCGGGGCUGGCUGGAUCCUGCCCGAUCAUAAAUCCACUUAGGCCAGGACUGCUGAGCAGAUCAGCUGGUUGAUUUGCCAUCACUGUGUGUGUGUGUGUGUGUGUGUGCGUGCGUGCGUGUUUUCUGCACUGUAUAACUGUGUGUGUGGUCCCUGCAGGAUAGUAAAGUGUGUAUACGUGUAUGUUUGCUCUGCGCAGCACCAUUGGUGUCCUUAAGUGUGUUAACUCAGAGCCUCAUGGACAACGCUUAACUCUUUAACCCCCAUGACCCUCUCCCCAAGUGACAUGAUGUGACACGUGUGUGUGUGUGUGUGUGUGUGUGUGUGUGUGUGUGUGUGUGUGUGUGUGUGUGUGUGUGUGUGUAUGUUGACUGUGGGUAAGGGCGUGUGACUGCGCCCGUGCAGGUGGUUGUGCUGAUGGGAAGUGGUACCCUCAUCAUGGGUAGCGAUUAGCCUGACUAAUGAUGUGUACAGUUUCAUUUGCUUGAAUUUCUAGAUGUUUUCUAUUGUUUGUUUUGUUUUGUUUUGUUUUAAUAUGGUACUUCUUUUCAUCCCUUACGACUAUGAAGUAAUGUUCAUUUAUUUAUGUGUGUGUGUGUGUUUGUAUUGUACGGCUCAGUAGUCUACCACUAAAGGAGAUGGUUGGGUGUGCAGUGCUUUAGUACUGGUUGGCACGCCUGCUCACCAUUGGAGUUCAUUUUGAUUUUUGAUUUUAUAAAGUAUACACAGCACUGAUAUUUAUGUAUGAGUUUUGGAGAAUUUCAGCAGCUGCAAAAAAAGAAAAGAAAACCCACAAACAAUCCAAACUAAAGAGAAUAACAGGGACUGUGGGCCCCCUUUGUGCCUUUUUAACCCCCCUGCUUAGUGGUCAGUGCUGACCAGGCCUUCUGUACACCUCCCUCUGCUCCUCUCUAUCCCCCUGUUUCUCAGAGUCCUUGUCCCUCUCUCUUUGUCAAGGAGGGAAGUAGCAGAGACUGGAGCUGAUGUCUAAGCUGUGACCUUAGGCAGGGGCUGCUGGGACUUGUAGUCCCAUAUGCAUUUCCUUUGUGUGGUAUGCAAAGGAUUGUGGGUAACGAGUUCUGGAAGUGACACUCCAGCUGGAGGAGGAGUGGCUUCCAGGUCAUGAUGGCCAAUAGGCAGAUACCAGGAAGUCAGUGGUGUGGUCGUUAUGGCAACUCUGAUGGCCACUAUGGUAACGGGAGUGGGGUCUUUAUGUAAAGCCAGUGACUGUCAUAAAAUAUUUUAGUGCUAAUAAUAAAAGAAGACCUAACA
Messenger RNA from Sardina pilchardus (European sardine), 5574 nucleotides. It is a transcript of the gene mtmr10, whose product is annotated as myotubularin related protein 10. Lineage: Eukaryota; Metazoa; Chordata; Actinopteri; Clupeiformes; Clupeidae. Gene Ontology annotation, molecular function: phosphatidylinositol-3-phosphate phosphatase activity. The transcript has 16 exons. Gene Ontology annotation, biological process: phosphatidylinositol dephosphorylation. Gene Ontology annotation, cellular component: cytoplasm; membrane. Bases 660 to 3170 code for a protein of 836 amino acids. The record is from RefSeq and is a predicted model, not a curated record.